AUGUUUUUGAAAAAUCGUACUAUAACAAAUACAAUUGAAAAUAAAAUUUCUUAUGAAAUAUUUUUUGGAAAAAGACCAAAUAUUAAGAAUUUAAAAUUGUACGGUAGUAAAGUUUUCACGAGAACACCUGAAUCAAAGAGAGAUAGUAAAUGGGAUAGAAAAUCUGAUUUUGGAAUUUUAGUAGGAUACGAAAACGUGGGUUAUAGAGUGUUGUAUAAAGGUAGAGUAACAGUAGCAACGCAUAUUGACAUUAUUAAGAAGGAAGAAAUUUUAGUAGAUUUUCAUGAAGAAGAUGAGUCUGAAAAUGAAUUAAAUAAGAAAAUUGAAAAAGUUAAUCCAAAGAAAGUAAAUAGUCUAAAAUUUGAAAAAGAGAUAAAAUUGAGUAGUAAUAAUAAUGAGUUUAUCGAAUGUGAUGAGAAAGUAUUAACACUUGGUAGUAUUAACAACAAUUAUUGUUUAUAUAUUUUUGAAGACAAAAAUGUAACAGGGGGGCAUUUCGAACAAUGCUUGGAUGGUGAUGAUGGUGGUAAUGGUGAUGAUGAUGUUGUUGAGGAGGAGGACGAGAAUGGUGAUGAUGUUGAUAUUGAUGGCAAUGAUGAAAAUGGAGAAGAUGAUCAUAUGAACAACGAUGGUGAAAAUGAUGGCAGCGAAGACGGUGAGGCUGAUGAUAGUAUGGAUGAAGAUGAUGACGACGUUGGCAACGAUCCGGAUUGGGAGAUAUGA
Messenger RNA from Phymastichus coffea, 723 nucleotides. RefSeq names its product coiled-coil domain-containing protein 1-like. The coding region runs from base 1 to 723 and encodes 240 amino acids. Lineage: Eukaryota; Metazoa; Arthropoda; Insecta; Hymenoptera; Eulophidae. The transcript is spliced from 2 exons. The record is from RefSeq and is a predicted model, not a curated record.